Molecule: messenger RNA, 729 nt
Organism: Thyridium curvatum
Lineage: Eukaryota; Fungi; Ascomycota; Sordariomycetes; Thyridiales; Thyridiaceae
Exons: 3
Coding region: 1-729 (242 amino acids)
Molecular function (GO): acetyltransferase activity
Source: RefSeq, a predicted model, not a curated record
AUGGCGGCUCGAGCACCAGAUGGGAAGCCAAUUGACCCUGUAGAGAACAAGCGCCGGAUGCAGGCUGGUGAGCUCUAUUACUGCUUCACCCCGGAGCUGAUCGCCGAACGUCGAAGGUGCAAAUCGGCAUACCAGCGCUUCAACGCGGCGGGCGACGUCUCUCGCAGGGAGUAUCUUGAACUCUGGAAAGAUCUCGUCAACGACACGUCCCCGCUUCCUCCACCCGCUGCCACCCCGGAGGAAGACGACGCUCUGCUGGAAGAUUUUCCCUGGGUGGAUGGGCCGACCAGGAUGGACUAUGGAUAUAAUGUCAAAGCCCAGCGUCGCAGACUCGGAAAGAAUGUGUACAUCAACACAAACAACACCUGGGUCGAUACUUGCCCCAUCACUGUCGGAGCGCGCACCCUCAUGGGGCCCAACUGCUCCUUUUAUAGUGGCACGCAUCCCAUCGACCCUUUCCUUCGCAACGGCCUCCGCGGCCCCGAGAGCGGCGCGCCGAUCAACAUUGGCGAGGACUGCUGGCUGGGAGGAAAUGUCACCGUCCUCGCGGGUGUAACGAUCGGAAGAGGCACCACCAUCGGCGCCGGCUCGGUCGUGACCAAGGAUAUCCCGCCUUUUGUGGUUGCAGUCGGCAACCCGGCAAGGGUUCUGAAAAAGAUCGACGCCCCCGAGGCUCAGAAGGCAGAGGCUGAGAUCUUGACUGGCGAGAGUUUCAAGAGCACUUCAUAG